Drosophila erecta is the source of this 1541-nucleotide messenger RNA. RefSeq lists its product as uncharacterized. The coding region runs from base 130 to 1452 and encodes 440 amino acids. The transcript has 4 exons. The record is from RefSeq and is a predicted model, not a curated record. Lineage: Eukaryota; Metazoa; Arthropoda; Insecta; Diptera; Drosophilidae.
CUAGCCUACAUGCUCUGGUUGUCAUAGAACGAAGCUCGAAUGUGUAUUGAACAAACAAACUGAACGGAAAUUCCGAUACUCCACCGGCGGCAGUUUCGUUAUAUAUUUUUUGUACACCCAGUCGCAGUCAUGUCAUUUAGAAGGGACCACCAGUAUGGAUCGACCGUGCGAAACACGAUUGUGGCGCGGUCCAAUCGGCCAGUUGUCAACCGGAUGUUGCGCUCCGCGCGACUGGACUCCACGGUGGGUCAGACUCAAGCCAAGGCAGCCAAGGCCAAGCGGAUGGAGACAAAGGCGCAGCUCAUGCAGAAGGAGCGAUCCUCCAGCACUGGGAUGAGCGGCUUCUCCAAGCUGACAAGUCGCGAUGGACUGGUGGGCAAGGAUUACUGGAACGCGGCCAUUGAGGACGUGGAGUUCAGUGCCGCCUGCCGCUUCCAGCCGCGCAUUCCCGUCAUUGACUACUCCCUUGUGCUGCCGCCUCGAUUGCGCGAGCGGGUCAAGCGCAUCCAGAACUACGACUAUUCCAAGUCGGACGAGGACAUCUACAUCAGAGACGAAAUGCAGGAGGUGCGACCCGAGGACUACAUGAGCGCCGAGAGCUCCGAAAAAAGUGAGGAGGAGGAUGACCACGUGCUACUUGAAAUUGGUCGGAAGAAGGUGGAGGAGUACUUCAACGAGAGUGACCACUCGGAUAUUGUGCGCAUGGAGCACGAGUUCGAGAAGUUCGAUCUGAAGCUGGAUGAGCCAGUGGGACACACCCAUCGUGUCGUGGACAAGUCCAGUUGGUACGCCAAGUUCCUGUGCGCCCCGCGCGAUAAGAGAGUCAGCUGGCAGAGUCGCGUGGAACAUCCUGGCCAGAACUACUCCAUGGUAACGCUGGACGAGCAGGCUGAGAACCUCAUGGAUGCGUCGGCGGAACGUUUUGUCGAGUGGCUGAACUCCUUUGGCACUUUGGAAAGCAAUUUGACGCCGGAAAAGGUCAAGAACCUUUUUUCCAUCAAGGGGGAUCGAACUCUGUUGGCCUCCGUGAAGACAGAUCCCAAGGAGGUCAACGCCAUUGCUCAGACUGUGGCCGACAAAUGGAACAAGCCCCAUAUGGCCAUUGAGCUGAAGUACGAGAAGCACAUCAAUGACCACGCUUCCCGGGUGAACCAGAAACCCCUUCUAAGUGCAUUUGGACGCACUGUUCCGCUGAAGGAUCGUCCCUGGCUAAAACGAUCCGGAGACACCGCCAUUAAGACGGUCUAUCCGGAGGAUCUGCUGACCCGCGAGAAGAUCUUCAAGGGCAUCACCCACCUGCGCAGCACCACUGCCCUCAUCGACUUCUAUCUGGCCCAUCCCGAACUGGAGCGGCCACAGUAUCUCCUCCAGAGCGGUGACUUUGAGGAGUCCAGCGCCAGUGAGUCCGUCGCUGAGGUGCCGCUUUACGAACUUCUGGGAUUGCGUUAUUAAACCAUUGAUUGAUUAAACCAAUGAGUUGAUUAGUUAUAAUAAAUUACCAGUUGUCUGCAAGUCAAUGGUAGCAGUCCAAUUAAAAAGUA